AUGGGCGCCGGCUUAGAAACAGCAGAGGAGGAACAGGCUGAACCCGACAAGGUCGACAAGCCUGAGGUCGGUGAGAACCCCAAGGAGCAGCCUUCAGUCGUUGCCGACGACAGCAAGAAACACGGUCUGGGUCUCAUCAACGGCCCUGACGCCAGUGCCGAGGGCAGAUCACGACCUACAUCGAAGGACGGCAAGCUUCCUGGCUCGAACCGCUCAUCCACCGGCUCGAAGUCUGGCUCCGCGCCCCUGACGCCCGCGACAUUGGCUGCGCUGAAUGCGCUGAGCCUGGACGAGAGCGGAAGUGCGACUCCCCGUGCGACAAACCCGGCGCUUGUGGCCGAGGCGGCGGUGUCUCGCCGCGUGAAGGUGCGCGACUACGCGUUCCACAUGACGGACCUGCGCUUCGUCGGUCUGGGACCUCACCGCUCGCGCUCAAACUGGAGCGAGGGCGAGCCCGAGCCGUCGACCCCAUCAGCGCCUACAUCGCAGGAGGGCUGGGGCUUCAGCGGAUUCGGGUUCGGCGCCUCGUUUGGCCCCAGCUCGUCGUCACCGUCGACCGAGCAGCCAUCAACCGGACUGUCAUUUGGCCUGGGCUCAUGGACGAAGCGCGACGACGAGGACGUGGCGGACCACAGUGCAUCGGACUACUGGAGCGAGGACGAGGAGCUGGGCCCGGACGACAUCUACUACCACGGCGGUGACGAGGGCGAGCCCGACGGCUUAUACCGCACUGCUUACCCCUUCUAUCCCGAAGGCAUCAACGAGAUCGCAAUCGAGGUCGGCGAAUUCUUAGACGUGCGCGGGCGCGGGGGAGGCGAGGGCUGGGUCGUCGGCACGCGCCUGCGCGACGGCGUCGAGGGCCUCGUGCCCGAGGGAUACCUCGAGCGGUGCUCUGAGGCCGACCCAGAGCUCGACGCAGAGUGGGAGCAGGUCCGCCAGAUGCGCAGACAGCGCGAGCAGACGCCAGAGAGCCUCAGCGGCAACUCGGAGAAUGACGAGAAGGAGCGGUGGUAG
Molecule: messenger RNA, 1014 nt
Organism: Trichosporon asahii var. asahii CBS 2479
Lineage: Eukaryota; Fungi; Basidiomycota; Tremellomycetes; Trichosporonales; Trichosporonaceae
Exons: 1
Coding region: 1-1014 (337 amino acids)
Molecular function (GO): protein binding
Source: RefSeq, a predicted model, not a curated record